UUCUGUGCCGGAAAUAGUUCUUAACGGAAGGUGUGUUAACGGAUUCAUCCUGCACGCUGCCCAGUUGUUUUGAGAACUUUAAUUUUUGUAGUGUAGUUUUUCACGUUGUUCAGUUAUCAUGGGCGAAAAGGCGCUGAGAGUACUGGUAUGUGGUGACGUGGAAGGGAGAAUCGGUGUAUUAUUUAACCGAGUGAAGACAAUUCAGAAAAAAAGUGGAGAAUUUGAUAUGCUGUUAUGUGUGGGAAAAUUCUUUGGAUGCUCUCCAGAAGCACAGGCUGAAUGGGAAGAAUACAAAACUGGAGCUAAAAAAGCACCAAUACAGACGUACAUUUUGGGUGCCACAGACCAAGAGUCUCUUAAAUUUUUCCCUGAUGAAGAUGGAUGUGAAUUAGCAGAAAAAAUAAUUUACUUGGGUCGUAAAGGGUUGUUCACCGCUGUGUCUGGUUUCCAAGUUGCAUACCUGAGUGGUAGAGAAUCUUGCCAAGAACCAGCCCCUGCAUACUGUUUCACGCCCAAAGAUGUCGAAGCAUUGAUGGCUCCUUUGUUGUCUUCUCAAUACAAAGGAAUAGAUGUUCUUCUUACAUCAGAAUGGCCCAAAGGAAUUGCACGCUAUGGAAAUUCCCCUGGUUUUGACUGCCAUUCACAUGGGUCUGUUUCAGUUGCAAAUAUAGCACAAAUGCUGAAACCAAGGUAUCACUUUGCUGGUUUGGAAGGAACAUAUUAUGAAAGAUUGCCAUACAGAAAUCAUAUGGUUCUUCGGGACACCACUGAGCAUGUCACCAGAUUCAUUGCACUAGCAAGUGUGAACAACAGCAGCAAGAAAAAGUACUUGUAUGCAUUUAGCAUUACCCCAAUGAAGAAUAUAAAUCCAGAAGAUUUGCUUAAACAGCCUCAGGAUGUCACUGAAAACCCAUACAAGACAUUUGGCAAGGAUGGUCAUAAAGGAAAAGCAGCUAUCCAAGCAGAGGUUGACAGUUCACCUCAGUUUUUCUUUGAUUUGAGUAAACAGCGAAAAAGACAUUCAAAAGAUGAAAAGCCUUGUCACCUUAACAAACCAAAGAGGCCUCCUCAGCCGAUGGGUCCCUGCUGGUUUUGCCUAGCAAGUCCAGAAGUUGAAAAGCACUUGGUAGUCAGUAUUGGAACACACUGUUACAUGGCUGUUGCCAAAGGAAGCCUUACUCCUAACCAUGUUCUUAUCCUUCCAAUUGGCCAUUACCAGUCAGUGGUUGAUUUGGCAUCAGAAGUUAUUGAAGAACUGGAAGAAUAUAAAUCGGCUGUAAAAAAGCUCUUCAAAAGCCAAGGAAGCAGAUGCAUCAUGUUUGAAAGGAAUUACCGCAGCCAACACCUACAGUUACAGGCAGUCCCUGUUCCACUUACUAAGUGCACUACAGAAGAUAUAAAAGAAGCAUUUAUUGUUCAAGCAGAAGAAAAACAGAUCGAGUUACUGCAAAUUCCUGAGCAUACAGACCUCAAGCAAAUCGCUCAACCAGGAACACCAUAUUUCUUUGUGGAGCUAGAUACAGGAGAAAAACUGUUCCAUAGAAUUUCAAAGAGUUUUCCAUUGCAAUUUGGAAGAGAGGUUCUUGCAAGUGAAUCUAUUCUUAAUAUACCUUGUCACACUGACUGGAGAGAGUGUAGGUAUACAAGAGAAGAAGAAGAAACAUUGGUCAGGAAUUUCAGAGACUCUUUUAAACCAUAUGACUUCACUCUGCUGAAAUGAUGCUAGAGAGUGAACAGCUAUGCAGCCAUCUUUUCAAUUGAUCUGAACUUGUUUCAACUUUGUACAAACUAGCUAAUAAUCGUCUGCAUGAUGCUGUUAUUAGUGGAAUACUAUACAUUGUAUAUGAAGCUUUUUCGAUCUUGAUUGGUGUAGGCCUGUAAUGUUCAUAUUGUGUCUCUUACUGCCUAUUGUUAUGCAAUAGCCAUUGUGUAAAAGUAUGGUUCUUUAAUUGUAGAUAUAAGCGAAUGUUUAUAUGUAUAUAUUUUAAAAAAACUUUUUGUAAUUUUUCCAAUACAUUUGUUCCUGUUUUUCAGCA
Erpetoichthys calabaricus (reedfish) is the source of this 2036-nucleotide messenger RNA. It is a transcript of the gene cwf19l1, whose product is annotated as CWF19 like cell cycle control factor 1. The record is from RefSeq and is a predicted model, not a curated record. Gene Ontology annotation, cellular component: post-mRNA release spliceosomal complex. The transcript is spliced from 14 exons. The coding region runs from base 119 to 1720 and encodes 533 amino acids. Gene Ontology annotation, biological process: mRNA splicing, via spliceosome. NCBI's taxonomy places the organism in Eukaryota, Metazoa, Chordata, Cladistia, Polypteriformes, Polypteridae. Gene Ontology annotation, molecular function: RNA lariat debranching enzyme activator activity.